AAGUCGGUGUUUCAAGAUGGUGACACCAAUUGAAUUAUCGUCUCUGCGCCCGAACACACGACAUCGUCUAACAGGGAGACCACCUGAACCAAACCAACGAUGGACUCAAAUAGACCAUAUUGUCAUCAGUCAUCGUUGGAGAGGUCAAUAGAUUGUCGCUCGUAUUGGAAUACUUGUUUAGAUUCUGAUCACUCUUUAAUACGAGCACGCAUUUGUCUGCGCCUCAAUGGACGCAGGAAAAGUGCACUAAGAAGACCCAUUAGGAUUGAACUGGAGGACGAGAAAGCCAAAUGCGAAUUCCAGAAACAACUGAGUGCACAUCUAGGCAGUUCUGUAAACGAGACUGACCCAGAUGCUGCUUGGAAAGAAGUACGAACAGCUGUGGAAACAGCAGUAACAUCUAUUUUAUUAUUAUUUAUUUAAACACAUAAAUAUUGGUACAAGGAAGCACCAGAUAAAUAUGCGCCAUACAAAUCUCUUUCGAUUUGUG
Molecule: messenger RNA, 490 nt
Organism: Schistosoma rodhaini
Lineage: Eukaryota; Metazoa; Platyhelminthes; Trematoda; Strigeidida; Schistosomatidae
Source: the annotation of a GenBank genome assembly